Molecule: messenger RNA, 783 nt
Organism: Antrostomus carolinensis (chuck-will's-widow)
Lineage: Eukaryota; Metazoa; Chordata; Aves; Caprimulgiformes; Caprimulgidae
Product: exportin-6-like
Exons: 6
Biological process (GO): protein export from nucleus
Molecular function (GO): small GTPase binding; nuclear export signal receptor activity
Source: RefSeq, a predicted model, not a curated record
GUGGCAGCGUGGUGCAGUGUGGCACCGAGGCAAAGAGAGGAAUAGGUGUCAGGAGUCUUCUCAAAGUCCAUGCUCGCCAUGCUAUUGCUGUAUCCAAUGUCUCUAAACAUCUGAAAGCAUCUUCACUUGAACUUGCUGUCUUUGCAUCUGAAGAGGCCUCGCUCCGGGCUUUGGAGAGUCUCAUGACGGAGUUUUUCCACAAUUGCACAACGAAUGAGCGGAAACGCGAGAUAGAGGAGCUUUUAAAUAACUUUGCCCAGCAGAUAGGAGCCUGGAGAUUCUGCCUCUAUUUCUUGUCAAGUACAAGAAACGACUAUGUGAUGAUGUACAGUUUGACUGUGUUUGAGAACCUAAUCAAUAAGAUGUGGCUUGGGGUCCCAUCCCAAGACAAAAUGGAGAUCCGCAGCUGCCUGCCCAAGCUCCUCCUGGCUCACCAUAAAACUCUGCCUUACUUCAUCAGGAACAAGCUCUGCAAAGUCAUCGUGGAUAUUGGCCGGCAAGACUGGCCAAUGUUCUACCAUGACUUUUUCACUAACAUCUUGCAGUUAAUUCAGUCUCCUGUGACCACUCCUCUGGGACUGAUCAUGUUAAAAACUACUUCAGAAGAACUGGCAUGUCCACGGGAAGAUCUUAGCGUAGCCCGGAAGGAAGAGCUACGCAAGCUGCUCCUAGACCAGGUGCAAACAGUGCUUGGGCUCCUCACAGGUAUUUUGGAGAGCAUCUGGGACAAACACAGCGUUACUGCUGCCACACCACCACCAUCCCCGACUUCAGGAGAAAGUG